GAAGAAGCCCUCCCCUUGCCUGCGAGCCGGCAGAUCCGGGUCUUGCAGCGCUGCCUGCUAGACUGACGUGGUCGACGGAAUCAAAACACCAGGCGAAAGGGAGAGUCGCUCCGCAGCUGCGCUGGCUGGCGUCUUGGGGCUGCGCCUCUUGCUCUCCAGAUCCGAGCAAACCCGCUCAAAACCUGCGCCUGAGGAUUGGCGGCUAUAGCAGAUUUUGGAGGGGUGCAGAGGUCGGCAGUGUAGAGAAAAGGAAGGUGUUCGUUAUUAAGGACCGGUUUUAGCUUCAUCUGAAUAGCCAUGGCAGAAGGUGGAUUUGAUCCCUGCGAGUGUAUCUGCUCCCAUGAACAUGCCAUGAGGAGGCUGAUCAAUCUGUUACGCCAAUCCCAAUCCUACUGCACAGACACAGAAUGCCUUCAGGAACUGCCAGGACCCAAUCCGUCUGCUGAUAAUGACAUCAGUGUGACAAUGAUAAUGGUGGGCUGGCUGGUUCUGGCACUGGUACUGUUCUUGAUGAGACCUGCUAACCUAAGAAGACCUUUUACAGCUGAAAAACCAUCCAGCCCACAUAAUGGGCAAGAACCACCAGCUCCACCUGUGGACUAGACCUUACUGGAGGAAGCUCAGCGACUGUAACCUUGCACGACCAAAAGAACGAACGUGACCAGAAUACCCCUCUAUGUCGCACACAAUACUGUUCUGCUCCAUACAUUUAAAAUUGUUUUGCACCCCCUCCCGUUAUAUUUGAAUAAGUUAACAUAUGUGGCAUUUUUGCUGAUAUUCAUUGGACUCUAGGCACUAUUGCACUUUGCAAUAAUAUCUAAAAGAAAAUUAAAGCCUAGUUGUCAUUUUUCAAACAGUUCUUUCCCUGCAGUCCACCAAUAAUGUCUCCGUGAUCUAUGUACAUUUAUGGGGUGGAGGGAACUGCACAGAAGUUCCCAUUGAAUGUGCCAUUGUCUAUAGAAUUGAUUUAGAAGAGGGGUGGCUAAUCUGUGCUCCUCUUAAUAUUGCUGGACUAAAACUCCCAUCAUUUCCAGUCAGCAUGGCCAGCGGUCAAAGAUGAUGUAAAUUAUUGUCUGGCAACAUCCAACUGGCCACACAUUAGCCUCCCCAAUUUAGAAAAACCCAAAUUGUAUCUCAUCAAUACAACUUUGGAUUUACUCUGUGCCUGCGAACCAGAAUUGUUUCACAGGGAUUCUCUCUACUAUUUAUAUCUGUGUUAGUGUUGUCCAAAGUACAUCCUUCUCUAAAAUAAGGCCAAAUUAAAUGUAUUUAUUGGAAGCAAGCAAAUAAAUUUAGUAUUGUAUUAAGAUAACUAAAGAGUGCAUAACUAAAUGUUACAUUUGAAACUAGGAAUAUUUACAAAUACUAUAAUAAAAAUAGUUACCUGUAUACUUCUCUGUAGUGGAUAUUACAGUCCACAGCUAACUAUAUCCAGUUAUUUUCUGUAAAUGUAGGGCUCCAAUGUGCACAUGAAGCUGCUCUGGAUUGUAAAGGUUUCCCAUUCAGUUCAGUGGCAGGGCAACAGCAUGGUGUAUUUAGGUAAAAAUGAUGCAUUUGUAAGGAUUUCCCCUGUCAUUGAAGUUGUUAGAAGCCUUUGAAAGAAGGAAGCAGUCUAUGCAUAUUGGACUGUUUGUGGAACUGUCAUCAGAACACCUCAAUACAUUUUAUUCAAAUACCGGGGGGUAAACAAUGACCAAAUACAACAAUCUCAUUCUAUUUUGAAGUCCACAGAACUAGAUUUGUCCUAUGUACUUACUUGCUGCAUCACUCCAAUCUGCAUUAUUUAUUUUCAGGCGUUAACAUUUUCAUAUUCUUAGAAACAGCAUGCCAGAGCUGUGCCUCUAAGGCAAGAGUCCAGCUGCCAUUUUUUUAUGGAUGGAAUCAGCAAGCAGUAAUGUAAAGACACCAAAUGUUCACAGAAAUAGAACAGAUUGCUUGCAAAUAUUAAACAUAGUUUUAAGGACUGCCA
Molecule: messenger RNA, 1969 nt
Organism: Podarcis muralis (Common wall lizard)
Lineage: Eukaryota; Metazoa; Chordata; Lepidosauria; Squamata; Lacertidae
Gene: SMIM14
Product: small integral membrane protein 14
Cellular component (GO): endoplasmic reticulum
Source: RefSeq, a predicted model, not a curated record